AUGAGGGUAACAGUGAUUCAUGCGGUAGGACUUCCUACAGCCCUGGCACUGGAGGAGGCUUCCAGCCCACCUCCUUCAUCCUACCUCCCUAUAAUUCCCAAGGUGAAGCUCCCUCCAAAACCCAUUCAACCUGCCAAGAGGGGGCAAAUGAAAGUACCAGGCUCUACUAAAAUCUGUAAGGACUGCAAAGUGUGGCCAGGGGGAAGUCAGGCUUGGGACCGGAGAGAAACAGGAACUGAGUGUUCUCCUGGUGUACAGCCUGCAGAUGUGCAGGAAGUUGUCGAGAAAGGCGUGCAGACCCUUGUUAUUGGCCAGGGGAUGAGUGAGGCCUCGAAGGUACCCUCAUCAACGUACCUCAGGAAAUAAGGCAUUGAUGUGCGGGUCCUCCAGACAGAGCAGGCACUGAAGGAGGAUAAUGCUUUGGUUACCCAAGGCAUCAGGGUGGGAGGGGUCUUCCAUUCCACCUGCUGA
Molecule: messenger RNA, 471 nt
Organism: Balaenoptera acutorostrata (minke whale)
Lineage: Eukaryota; Metazoa; Chordata; Mammalia; Artiodactyla; Balaenopteridae
Product: mth938 domain-containing protein-like
Biological process (GO): positive regulation of fat cell differentiation
Cellular component (GO): cytoplasm
Source: RefSeq, a predicted model, not a curated record